Messenger RNA from Arabidopsis arenosa, 1224 nucleotides. NCBI's taxonomy places the organism in Eukaryota, Viridiplantae, Streptophyta, Magnoliopsida, Brassicales, Brassicaceae. The record is from the annotation of a GenBank genome assembly.
AGCAAAGGAGAAAACUUGGAUUCGAUCGAUCGCCAAAAAUGGCGUCUCACUCUUUAACUCUCUUCACUUCUCCUUCUUCCUUCAAUCUCUUCUCCUCUCCUCGUCUUAAUCCUUCUCCGAGUUACUUCACUCUCCACUUUCCUGGUCCCGUAAAGAGACCACAUUUCGAUUUACGAUGUUCAGUCUCAAUCGAGAAAGAAGUUCCCGAAACGGAAAGACCUUUCACUUUCCUAAGAGACUCCGAUGGUGAUGAUACUCAAUCUUCUUCUUCUUCUUCGGUUAGGGCUCGUUUCGAGACAAUGAUAAGAGCUGCUCAGGAUAAAGUCUGUGAAGCCAUUGAAGCAGUUGAAGGAGGUUCUAAAUUCAAGGAAGAUGUUUGGUCUCGACCCGGUGGAGGCGGCGGGAUCAGUCGUGUGUUGCAAGAUGGAAAUGUCUGGGAGAAAGCUGGAGUUAAUGUCUCUGUAGUUUAUGGUGUCAUGCCUCCUGAAGCUUAUAGAGCUGCUAAAGCUGCCACGGCUGAGCAAAAACCUGGUCCGAUUCCGUUCUUUGCAGCCGGAAUCAGCUCGGUUUUGCAUCCUAAGAACCCUUUUGCUCCGACUCUGCAUUUCAAUUACCGCUAUUUCGAAACCGAUGCUCCAAAGGAUGUUCCUGGAGCUCCGAGGCAAUGGUGGUUCGGUGGUGGGACUGAUUUCACACCUGCUUACAUCUUCGAAGAGGACGUCAAGCAUUUUCAUUCGGUUCAAAAACAAGCCUGUGAUAAAUUUGAUCCGUCCUUCUACCCUCGGUUCAAGAAAUGGUGUGAUGACUACUUUUACAUUAAGCACCGUGACGAGAGGCGAGGGCUUGGAGGGAUAUUUUUUGAUGAUUUGAAUGACUAUGAGCAGGAGAUGCUUCUGUCAUUUGCCACUGAAUGUGCAAGCUCAGUGAUACCAGCUUAUAUACCCAUAGUAGAAAAACGUAAGGACACACCAUUUAACGAGCAACACAAGGCAUGGCAACAAUUGCGAAGGGGGCGAUAUGUUGAAUUCAACUUGGUGUAUGACCGCGGAACAACAUUUGGUCUGAAGACAGGAGGACGGAUAGAGAGUAUUCUUGUCUCCCUUCCGUUAUCCGCAAGAUGGGAAUAUGACCAUAAACCGGAAGAAGGUACUGAGGAAUGGAAACUAUUAGAUGCUUGUAUCAAUCCAAAAGAGUGGCUUUAGCUAAUUAAUUGUGGUUAUUCCC